AUGGAACUGAAGAAAAGGAACCACGAAGUCAGUAUUUUUCAACUAUUGAAAUUACCGAUCAAUCCAGCAAAUGUUAUCGGUAGUUCUGUUGAGAGCUCUUCACGAACACUUGCUAUAACUGCUGAUGUCAAACCUGGUAAUGAAUGGUUUGCGACAGGUGGUGCAGAUCGAAUUGUAAAGAUAUGGGAUCUCGCAAGUGGAAAAUUGCGAUUAUCAUUAACAGGACAUGUUAGCGCAGUUAGGUGCUGUAAAGUUUCACGAAGACAUUCGUUUCUUUUCACGGGUGGUGAAGAUAAGCAGUUUUCGACUUCUAAAAAUGAUUCAUAUAAUGCGCUGCUUAGCAGCAUUUGCUUAAAAAAUGAAGGUCAACAACGGCCAGCAGUAUUCAUUUAG
Molecule: messenger RNA, 393 nt
Organism: Loa loa (African eye worm)
Lineage: Eukaryota; Metazoa; Nematoda; Chromadorea; Rhabditida; Onchocercidae
Exons: 5
Coding region: 1-393 (130 amino acids)
Biological process (GO): mRNA splicing, via spliceosome
Cellular component (GO): catalytic step 2 spliceosome; precatalytic spliceosome; Prp19 complex
Molecular function (GO): protein binding
Source: RefSeq, a predicted model, not a curated record